CCGCCCCGCAAGGUUUCAUUAAUUCUUUCGCAACCAGAAUUUACUUUUUUUGUCUGUUAAAACAGACAAUCACCGUGGGCGACUUGAGGAGUUUUGCGCUCACGUUUGUAUACGAAAAGCUCCUGUUUAGCGAUUGGGGAAACUGAUACUGUUUACCGUGUUAUCGUCGAGGUCAACGCCGUCGUCGUUAUUCCACCCCGGUUUUAGCCUUUACUGUUGUUUCGAGAAAUCGACGACUGCCCGACAACAUCAUGAGCGCCUAUCCCGCCCACGGCGACGCUCCUAGUAAUGGCGACCAUCUGGGUGCGCCCGCUCAGACUGUGGACAAUAAGACGGGCACAGGCACGUAUGUGCACUCUGGAAACGAGUUGCACAACGGCGAGCUUGGGAGCGUGAUUUUGGAACAGGACGCGCAGACCAAGGGACGCUGGUUCCAGUUUAUCAAGACGAAGCAGUUCUGGAUUACCUUGUUGUUAGGCCAGGUCCUCGCCAUCUGUCAGACAUCUACGAACACGCUUACCUCGCUCCUUAAUAUGCAAGGGACUUCGAUUCCGGCUUUCCAGUCCUUGUUCGCUUAUAUUCUGUUGAACCUGGUUUAUACGAGCUAUACAAUCUACAAGUAUGGGUUCAAGAAGUGGCUUCGCCUAGUCAUCUUUGACGGAUGGCGCUUCUUCAUUCUUGCCUUUUUCGAUGUCCAAGGGAACUACUUCGUCGUGCUAGCAUAUCGCUACACGACGAUUCUAAGCGCUCAGCUAAUUGGCUUCUGGGCCAUCGCCGUCGUGGUAAUCAUCUCCUUCCUGCUCCUCAAAGUGCGGUACCACUGGACGCAAAUCUUCGGCAUCCUGCUCUGCAUCGGCGGCGUAGGCAUCAUCUUCGGCUCGGACCACAUCACGGGCAAAUCCGCGUCCAGCGCCACCGACGCCGUAAAAGGCGACUUAUUCGCUCUCCUCGCUGCGACAUGCUAUGGCCUCACCAACGUGGCCGAGGAGUGGCUUGUGUCAGAACGCCCCUUGUACGAAGUCGUAGGCCAACUGUCUUUCUGGGGCAUGUUCAUCAUGGGCACGCAAGCGGGCAUCUUCGACCGCGCGGCUUUCCGCAGCGCAACCUGGAACGCGAAAGUUGGCGGGUAUCUCACGGGCUACACGCUUAUUCUCGCCCUCUUCUACUCGCUUGCGCCUGUCCUGUUCCGCAUGUCUAGCGCUGCUUUCUUCAACAUCUCGCUCAUGACGGGAAGCUUCUGGGGUGUUGCGAUUGGUGUCAAGGUCCUCCAUUUGAGUAUUCAUUGGAUGUACCCGAUUGCUUUUGUGCUCAUCCUUGUUGGCCAGAUCAUUUAUUUCAUGCGCCAUAGUCGGGUUGGUGAGGCGCUGAAGCCGUGGCUGGGUGCACGGCAGGAACGUGGACACGCUGGGCUUGGCACGGCGAAGAGGAGGGUGUUGAAGCCUGAGGUCAUUGUAUAAACGCAUUGACUUGUUACUAGUACUGAGUAGUGGCGGUGAAGCUGGAAUAUUGCUUCGCUCCGCUGCUGGCCAAUGGCGUAGGCGGUUAUGGGAUUUUGGGGGCUGCAACUUGUUGGCGGCUCAGUGCGCCGGACGGGGGAUAACAUACAGGCCCAAUACAUUAAUACUUCAUAUUUCGGCGCGACAAAACAAAUCGUAUAUGCGACGUUCGAAGCUAUAUAUUGCCUAUCGCUUGCCAUUCUUGUAGUUAAAGAGCGUGAUUAAUAUGUCCAUUCCUCCCUCCCUCCACCAACGACCACAGUAUCCAGAGUUGAAGUGUUCCGAGAGAUGCCCUGAGCUAAAACGAGUUCAUCGUUCUGUGUCUCUCCCUUCCCGCUUCAUCUCCACUCCCCCUAGUAAUAGUUGCACCGGGGACUGUACGCCGGGGGAGCAACCCCGUUCGGCUCAGCAAUAAAGAUGACAUCGGCGU
Cucurbitaria berberidis CBS 394.84 is the source of this 1926-nucleotide messenger RNA. Its product is annotated as DUF914-domain-containing protein. Gene Ontology annotation, cellular component: membrane. Gene Ontology annotation, biological process: transmembrane transport. NCBI's taxonomy places the organism in Eukaryota, Fungi, Ascomycota, Dothideomycetes, Pleosporales, Cucurbitariaceae. Gene Ontology annotation, molecular function: transmembrane transporter activity. The coding region runs from base 252 to 1457 and encodes 401 amino acids. The transcript is spliced from 3 exons. The record is from RefSeq and is a predicted model, not a curated record.